AUGCCGGCCACAGCGGAGGAGAUCCUGCGCCCCAGCGGCGCAACGCUGAGCGCUUCGUACUCGCAGCUCUCGGAUCUGCACGGAGACACGCACAUGACGCCGGAGCGGCCGCCGUUCUCCUGGGGCAAGUUCUGGUCCUUCGUGGGGCCCGGCUGGCUCAUGAGCAUGGCCUACCUGGAUCCGGGCAACCUCGAGGCGGACCUGCAGAGCGGCGCCUACUCGCGCACGUUCUGGAGCACGGUGCUGGGCGGGCUGUAUCAAGUACUAGCGGCCAGACUCGGCUCCUGCACGGGGCGUCAUCUGGCCGAGCUCUGUCGAGCCGAGUACCCGCGCGUCGUGACCUACGCCGUGUGGAUCAUGAUGGGGCUGGUGAUCAUCGGCUGCGACAUCCAAGAGGUGCUGGGCACCGCCAUCGCUCUGCAAAUUCUGUUUGGUCUACCGCUGUGGAUUGGCUGCCUGGUCACUGCCUUGGACACGUUCACCUUCCUCGCGAUCGACCGACGCGGCGACAACAAGAGCAACCGCCUCCUCGAGACCUUCUUCAUGGGCCUCAUCGGCAUCAUGUGCGCGUGCUUCUUCGUCGACUUCACAGUGAGUAAACCGAGCGGCAUCGAGAUCGCUAAGGGCAUCGCGAUCCCGCGCAUCGACAACCAGAACGUGAUGCAAGCCGUCGGCAUGCUCGGCUCCAUCAUCAUGCCACACAACGUGUACCUGCACUCUGCACUGGUGCAGUCUCGCAGCGUCCGCUCUCGUCGUGGGGUGGGUGCUGGCCCCGUCAAAGAGGCCAACUUCUACUUCGGACUGGAGGCGGUCUUGGCGCUGUUCGUGAGCUUCCUUAUCAACAUGUUUGUGAUCUCAGCGUUCGCCAGCACCUUCUACAGCCAGCAGUGUGACGCGUUGGGUGCCGAUGUCACCACCGAUGUCUACGAUGCGGGCAUUCAAACUGCGUGCAUCCCGUCUGCGGCUGCGUUAGUCUCAGGAAACUCCAUCUAUAGUGCAACAACUGGGCUGACCUGCGCCAAUGAGAGCGGAGCAGUGGCAGCGUCUUGCACGCAGUGCUACACAACAAAGCACGUCGCCGGAUACUGUCAGCAGGUUGGACUGAAAGAAGCAGGGGCGGCCAUCAUCUGGGCGGUUGGAUUAGUCGCUUCCGGUCAAGCAUCAACCAUGACGGGGACGUACGCCGGCCAGUUCGUGAUGGAAGGCUUCCUGGAUCUCCGCAUCGUCGCCUGGAAGAGAGUGGCAAUCACGCGCACGAUGGCGCUCGGUCCCGCAUUGGUUGUCGCGCUGCUGACCGAGUAUGACGGCUUCCACAGCGACAUCGUGAGCGAGAUGAUCAACGUCAUGCAGAGCGUGCAGCUCCCGUUCGCGCUGGUGCCUCUGCUCACGUUCACGACCAACAAGCGGCUCAUGGGGCAGCCGUUCGUCUACAGUCGUUGGGUCGUUCUCGCACUAGUCGUCGGUACGCUCGCGCUCUUCGGGGUCAACUACGCCCUGGUCUUCCGGACGCUGCAGCAGAGCUUCGACCUGUCGUCCAAGGGCUGGACAGUCGUGGCUGUGGUGGCGACUUUCUACGGCGCGUUGGUGCUGUACCUCAUGUCGUUCCCGUUCAUAUCCUGGUACAAGUCGCGGCGUGAAAACGAAGUCUCGCUCGCGAAUCUACAGUCAGGCCGCCUGCUUCCCUAG
Molecule: messenger RNA, 1686 nt
Organism: Phytophthora sojae
Lineage: Eukaryota; Oomycota; Peronosporomycetes; Peronosporales; Peronosporaceae
Exons: 2
Coding region: 1-1686 (561 amino acids)
Biological process (GO): metal ion transport
Cellular component (GO): membrane
Molecular function (GO): manganese ion transmembrane transporter activity; cadmium ion transmembrane transporter activity
Source: RefSeq, a predicted model, not a curated record